This is a messenger RNA of Anguilla rostrata (American eel), 2800 nucleotides long. It is a transcript of the gene hoxb9a, whose product is annotated as homeobox B9a. Gene Ontology annotation, cellular component: nucleus. The record is from RefSeq and is a predicted model, not a curated record. The coding region runs from base 177 to 926 and encodes 249 amino acids. NCBI's taxonomy places the organism in Eukaryota, Metazoa, Chordata, Actinopteri, Anguilliformes, Anguillidae. Gene Ontology annotation, molecular function: DNA-binding transcription factor activity, RNA polymerase II-specific; RNA polymerase II cis-regulatory region sequence-specific DNA binding. The transcript has 2 exons. Gene Ontology annotation, biological process: regulation of transcription by RNA polymerase II; anterior/posterior pattern specification; embryonic skeletal system morphogenesis.
AUUGACGCUUUAUCAGGCUCACGAAAAAAGUCUGUCCAAUCAGUUCGCUAGGAGCGAGCAGCUCUGCAUCCCAGCUCUACUUUGUUGGCUAGCAAGUUGAGAACAGUAGCAUACAAAUUUAGUUCUGCCCUAAACAUUUUACCCUCAAUGAACCGCGUUUUGUAUGAUGUCCGAGAAUGUCCAUUUCUGGAACUCUUAGCAAUUAUUAUGUCGAUUCCAUCAUAAGUCAUGAAACCGAAGACCCGACUUCAGCCAAGUUCUCCGGUGUACAGUAUUCAAGUUCCAGACAGCCGGGAGAGCACAGUGAACAUCCAGAGUUCCCCUCCUGCAGCUUCCAGCCCAAGCCUCCGGUUUUCGGCGCCUCCUGGAAUCCUUUUAGUCCCCACGCGCCAAAUGGUUUGCCCGCGGUCUACCAUCCUUAUAUCCCGACUCAGCCAGUACCUUCAACGGACUCUAGAUACCUUCGCACUUGGCUUGAUUGUGCCCCAAGGUCCGAGUCACUGGCCGGACAUGGGCAAGUAAAGCUAGAACCGCUUCUGGGACAUCUCGGGGAGCCCCCCAAAAUCGGAGGACACGAGUACAUUUUGGAGUCUUCCUCAGCCAGAGAGUUUAAUUCCAGUCAAGGCUCCGGCUUCGAAGACAAUAAGGAUGUUUGUGAAGGUAGCGAGGACAAAGAAGGUCCAGAUCAAAAUGACCCAUCUGCCAACUGGCUGCACGCCCGGUCAUCUCGGAAGAAGCGGUGUCCGUACACUAAAUACCAAACCCUGGAGCUCGAGAAGGAGUUCCUUUUCAACAUGUACCUCACGCGGGACAGGAGACACGAAGUAUCGCGCCAACUGAACUUGACUGAGAGACAAGUCAAAAUAUGGUUCCAGAAUCGACGGAUGAAAAUGAAGAAGAUGAACAAGGACCACGCCAAGGAAUAGUCCUGACAUGGUCAAGAACCCGCCCUUCCCCUCACCCCACCCCCACCCCCAACCACAAGGAUGGAUUCGGUUUUAAAAUCUCUCCCUCUUCUGUGCACCAUGAACAAAUAGAUUGGUAGAACCUUGUGCGUUUGUUUUUCAUUCCUAUUUUCAAAGAAAGUCCCAUAAUAAUGUUCAGUAAUAGCUUGUGAGUUGACUUUAGAACAGGUGUUUUUAAAAUUUUUAAUAGGUAGCGUUGGAUAUUCAAAUUCAUAUAGACCUAAAAUCGCAUUAUUUUUUGAUGCGAUUUCUCUGUGCUUGCUUAUGAAACGUUUGUAGGUAGAUACCAUUUGAAGUAACAGCCCUUUGUAUGAAAAAUGCACGUGUUGUCACAAACGCCAUAUUAUUAUUAUUAUUAUUAUUAUUAUUAUUAUUAUUGACAUGUGACUGAGCCACCAAAUGAUUUUGACGAAAGUAUGCAGCGUCUGAGAGACGGUGGUAAUUAUCAAUUUCAUAUCAGUUUUACAUGAUAAAUUUUAAACAAAUAAAUACAUACAAAAAUGAACCUCAGACUGUUCAUUCCUAGAUAUAAUGUAGGAAAUUAUGCAACUGAAUUUUCAAUAUUGCUAAAUGAGUUUUCUAAAUUAAAAAAUUUAAUGAAUUGUGUAUCCUUUAUAAUAGAUCAGCCUAUAAUGUCAGCCUACAUUAUUGGCUCGUGCAUUAUAGUUUUUCGGAAUUCUUUUAUAUAUAUAUAUACAUAAAUUUAAGAGUGGAAGUGCGCGUGAACCACACAUAGCGCCGGCGGCUAUUUCUUAUCUGAUAACUGUAAACUUGAUGCAAGUCGCCACUAUUGCCAGCGCAUCCCCAUCAAAGGAACGUGUACCGAAAAUUAGGCCUCGCGGGUUUGAAGUGGUCAAGAAAAUGUCACGGUUUGUCAUCAUGGUGUAUGCAUUCAGGCUCCAAAAUAAAUUACAUUGGACAUUGUUUUUCUUUAAUAAGAGUGUUUCGGAAAUAUUUAAGGGGGUACUUUGGUUAUUACACUAAUCUAACUCUUAAGCUUUCUUUAUUCGAAUUGCUUGCAAAAGUGAAUUCUGUUUUUCCUUAAAUGUAUAAUAGCUUGAUUGUAAUAGAAAUUUCAUCUCGUUUAUGAGUCAAAUGUUUACACUGUAUCACCAUGAAGUCUCGUUCUUUAGUUAAGUAUUAAAUGUAUUGUGGUCUGACAUCCCAUAUUUAUAGGACAUCAUAGAUUAAGUUUGAUAAUUUAUUGAUUGAGCGUAGCCUAUAACUCCGAUUCAUCCAGUUGCAAUAUAUAUAUAUAUAUAUAUAUAUAUAUAUAUAUAUAUAUAUAUAUAUAUAUAUAUAUAUAUAUAUAUGUAUGUAUAUUUCUGUAUACUGGACAGUUAGAUCAUACAUCUCAGUUUAAGCAUUUGCAUUUUAUUGUCCAGCUUACAGCAUAUCCAACAACUAGAGUCGUGCAGUUAUGCUGUAAAUAAAGAGCAUCCCAAACGCUAUCAUUUGUUCCUGUUGUUUAAAUGUAUAAUAUAGCUUGUAGUAGGUACGAACGGAUGUCUCGCUUAUUGGUGUUUCUGGAGUGAAACCACAUCUGUACCGUAACAAGCGAAUGCACGACGCUUUUCUCCGGAUCAGAUUUGUACAUUCUCUUCAAAACCCGGUCUCUGCCCUUCGAUUUUCGAUUGGACCAACCCAAGCACGGAACGGAUAUAUUCCAGAGACUUGUUUUUCGCAAACACACACUUUGACGGCGCUGAUGUGUUUUGUCUUUAUCCGCAGUCAUUUCUCAUUUCCCUCCUCCUAGCCUUUGUGUGUACUUUUUCAAUGCAGCUCAAAUAGCAAUGUUAACGCUGAUUUUUUGUAUUAAAGAGUUUAUAAGCAAA